AAUAGUAGUUGUGACCUUUGAAGAAGAGGCUCUUUAUUGUCACUACCGUCAUCGUCGUCAUUCUCAACGGUUCAGUGCGAUCAACCGGCACCGGUGUGGGUAGACAGACGUCCAAGGUCAAACACUUCUUGAGCCAACAUCCCCCCGCCUAAUCGAUCGCGUGAUCGCGAGCGCCAAGUUUUGAAGAUGCGACAAAAAAUAUUGAACUUGGUGAUCUUCCUAGUGCUGUUGGGUGCCGUUAGUGCCAGUGAAUUGCUCGAUUUGAGCUGCGACGAUGACAAAGAGUGCGAAACGUUCAAUAGCAGUGCCGUCAAAAGCACGUGCUCCAACGGUACCUGCCACUGCGAACUGAUAGACGGCGGUAAUCAGACCGAUUGCAAACCGGUGGUCGUCAAAGUGUCCAAUCAAAUCGGAGGGCAGUGCCCCUGCCAUGCGGAAAAUUCCUACUGUAAUGAGGAAACCAAGCUGUGCAUAUGUAAGGAAGGGUUCAUUCCUAGCCGAGAGGGGAAACGGUGCAUGAGCAAAUCCGUUGAACUGGGAAAAACCUGCGAGAUCGACGAACAGUGUAUUAUUAACGAUCACUUCUCGCAUUGCGAUGACGCACAUCUCAAUUGUACCUGUUCCAACCACUUUGUCAUCUUCCAGAAGGAGUGUCGGUCCAUUAUCGCAUCACCAGGAGACAAGCCUUGCCAGCAGGAUAAGGACUGUUCCAACCAUACGGCCAACUCGCUUUGCCACGAGCACCAAUGCAUCUGCCAGGGAGGAUUCGUGGCGAAUGCUGAGAAUAGCACCUGCUUGCCGGUAGCUCACUACGAACAGCAGUGUAGCGACUCGAACCAAUGCAUCGCCCAACUUGGCAUCGGAUCGCUCUGUAGCGAGGGAAAGUGCGUUUGCAACGAGCAGUACUAUCCGUUCCCGACGGAAGCCCACAAUAGCACCAAUCCGGAGCACAAGAUUCACGUGCUGUGCAAGAGGAAAGUCACUCACGGUGCCAGCUGUAAUAAUAACAAGGAGUGCUACCAGUUCCACCGUGGCCCUCAUGAACAGACGAUGGAAUGCUUUAUGAAUGAGUGCGUUUGCACGCAUGGCUUCUACGAGAAGGGAGGCAUCUGCAUUAGCCAUAGUGGCUCCUCAACAAUCCAAGUAUCAUCCAUAGUAACGACAUUCCUGUUAGUAGCAGCGUUCUUAUCUAAACAAUUGUUUACCUGUUGAAUAAUUCUAUCUUUGUGUACAUACAGUAAAGGUAUUUGUUGAAUUGUUGAUUUAUUUUCGAUAAUAAAAAUAUGUUCUAACGUCAACAA
Aedes albopictus (Asian tiger mosquito) is the source of this 1301-nucleotide messenger RNA. Its product is annotated as tenascin. Lineage: Eukaryota; Metazoa; Arthropoda; Insecta; Diptera; Culicidae. The coding region runs from base 187 to 1212 and encodes 341 amino acids. The transcript has 6 exons. The record is from RefSeq and is a predicted model, not a curated record.